Molecule: messenger RNA, 1917 nt
Organism: Lagenorhynchus albirostris (white-beaked dolphin)
Lineage: Eukaryota; Metazoa; Chordata; Mammalia; Artiodactyla; Delphinidae
Gene: PCSK2
Product: proprotein convertase subtilisin/kexin type 2
Exons: 12
Coding region: 1-1917 (638 amino acids)
Biological process (GO): protein processing
Cellular component (GO): Golgi membrane; trans-Golgi network
Molecular function (GO): serine-type endopeptidase activity
Source: RefSeq, a predicted model, not a curated record
AUGAAAGGUGGCUGUGUCUUCCAGUGGAAGGCGGCCGCCGGGCUCCUCUUCUGUGUCAUGGUUUUUGCAUCUGCCGAGAGACCGGUCUUCACGAAUCAUUUUCUUGUGGAGUUGCAUAAAGGAGGAGAGGAAGAAGCUCGCCAAGUUGCAGCAGAACACGGUUUUGGAGUCCGAAAGCUUCCCUUUGCUGAAGGCCUGUAUCAUUUUUAUCACAAUGGCCUGGCAAAGGCCAAGAGGAGACGCAGCCUGCCCCAUCAUCAUCAGCUGGAGAGAGACCCCAGGGUAAAGAGGGCCUUGCAACAGGAAGGGUUCAACCGAAAAAAGCGAGGGUAUAGAGACAUCAACGAGAUCUACAUCAACAUGAACGACCCUCUUUUUACGAAGCAGUGGUAUCUGAUCAAUACCGGGCAAGCUGAUGGUACUCCUGGCCUCGACUUGAAUGUGGCAGAAGCCUGGGAGCUGGGAUACACAGGGAAAGGUGUUACCAUUGGAAUUAUGGACGAUGGGAUCGACUAUCUCCACCCGGACCUGGCCUCAAACUAUAACGCCGAAGCAAGCUACGACUUCAGCAGCAACGACCCCUAUCCUUACCCUCGAUACACAGAUGACUGGUUUAACAGCCAUGGGACCCGAUGUGCCGGGGAAGUUUCUGCAGUCGCCAACAACAACAUCUGCGGGGUCGGAGUGGCCUACGGCUCCAAGGUCGCAGGGAUCCGGAUGCUGGACCAGCCCUUCAUGACGGACAUUAUCGAGGCCUCCUCCAUCAGCCACAUGCCUCAGCUGAUAGACAUUUACAGCGCCAGUUGGGGCCCCACCGACAACGGGAAGACGGUGGACGGGCCCCGGGAGCUCACACUCCAGGCGAUGGCGGACGGCGUGAACAAGGGCCGAGGGGGCAAAGGCAGCAUCUACGUGUGGGCCUCAGGGGACGGCGGCAGCUACGACGACUGCAACUGCGACGGCUACGCCUCGAGCAUGUGGACCAUCUCCAUCAACUCGGCCAUCAACGAUGGCAGGACCGCCCUGUACGAUGAGAGCUGCUCCUCCACCCUGGCCUCCACCUUCAGCAACGGGCGCAAGCGCAACCCCGAGGCCGGAGUGGCAACCACAGAUCUGUACGGCAACUGCACCCUGAGGCAUUCUGGGACAUCCGCAGCUGCUCCCGAGGCAGCUGGAGUGUUUGCACUGGCUUUAGAGGCUAACCUGGGUCUGACCUGGAGAGACAUGCAGCAUCUGACCGUGCUCACCUCCAAACGGAACCAGCUUCACGACGAGGUCCAUCAGUGGCGGAGGAACGGGGUCGGCUUGGAGUUUAAUCACCUCUUUGGCUACGGGGUGCUUGACGCAGGCGCCAUGGUGAAAAUGGCCAAAGACUGGAAAACUGUGCCUGAGAGGUUCCACUGUGUGGGAGGCUCCGUGCAGGACCCUGAGAAAAUACCGCCGACCGGCAAGCUCGUGCUGAAGCUCACCACCGCCGCCUGCGAGGGGAAGGAGAACUUCGUGCGCUACCUGGAGCACGUGCAAGCUGUCGUCACGGUCAACGCGACCAGGCGAGGGGACCUGAACAUCAACAUGACGUCCCCCAUGGGCACCAAGUCCAUCCUGCUGAGCCGGCGGCCACGGGACGACGACGCCAAGGUGGGCUUCGACAAGUGGCCUUUCAUGACCACCCACACCUGGGGGGAAGAUGCCCGGGGGACAUGGACCCUGGAGCUGGGCUUCGUGGGGAGCGUGCCCCAAAAGGGGGUGCUGAAGGAGUGGACACUGAUGCUCCACGGCACGCAGAGCGCCCCGUACAUCGACCAGGUGGUUAGGGAUUACCAGUCCAAGCUGGCCAUGUCCAAGAAGGAGGAGCUGGAGGAAGAGCUGGACGAAGCGGUGGAGAGAAGCCUGAAGAGCAUCCUGGGCGAGAACUAG